Messenger RNA from Paramuricea clavata, 3579 nucleotides. NCBI's taxonomy places the organism in Eukaryota, Metazoa, Cnidaria, Anthozoa, Malacalcyonacea, Plexauridae. The record is from the annotation of a GenBank genome assembly.
AUGAACAAUGUGAACUCCGAAGAGUUGGGAAAAGUCGUUGCCAGUGCCAUUGCAAGUUAUUUGCAACCAAAUACUCAAAGACAAGGAAGAACCGAAGUCAAUUCCGCCUCGACCAGUAGUACUACAUCGAGUGCUACCGCUGCGCGGGGUCAGGUAAGAACUGCACAACUCUACUCUAUAUUUAUAAUUUCCCUACAUUAAAACCUUCUAUUACAUGACAAUUAAUACAAAUUUAUAUAAAUUUACAAUGGCAUACAACUACAAGACCACAAGCACAAAAGAGCCUUGAGAGCAGAGGCAUAGUCAGGGCUGGGGGGCCGGUGGUCCCCCCUGGCAAAAUUUUGCCCCCCCCCCGAUAAAAUGUAUUGUAUAAAAAAGGGAAUCCUUGAUUAUAUAGCUUCAUGCUGUCAAUAAUGCAAAAAUUCUGUAGAAUAUAUGCUUUGCUGCACAUCAGUUCAAUCAGUGUGAAACCUGAAAUCUUGUUUGCUUAUUUGUGGCACACAGCUUGAAAUACAUACCUUUUCUAACCCUAAUUAUUUUAAUAUGUAUUAAAUGCGGGUUAGAUGAAGUUUAAACCAAUUUUUUUACCAGUGAAUUUUUAACGCGGGUUCGGUGAAAAAUCGCAUGUGUUGACAAUUAAUUUUACCCAGCACUGCACAGAAUACCUUGUGCGAACUUUGCGUCUCGAGUCACUAGCGCCUUGACCCCACCUGGGUUUUGCUGGCCCCCCUUGACCAAAAAUCCUGGCUAUGCUUCUGCCUUGACAGCAGACCUCACAGGAGUAGAAUAUAUGUGUGGGAAUGGAUGCUGUAUUGAACUUAAAGCAAAUUCCAAAAAUAAUCCACACCCGCCUAUUGAUGGGUUCAAUAAAAUUGAACCCCUAAGAAUACAGGGCCGACACAUACAUCCCCUGAUCAGAAAUUGAUAAUUUUUUCCUUGAUACCCCACAGAAAAAAUGCAAGGGAUCCUGAUCGAGUAGAUUGGGACAAGAUUUUGAAAUCAUGUGAUUUCUAACUUGACUUCUAACCCGAUUUCUGUUGAUUUCUAAACGAAUUUCUAUUGAUUUAUAAUGCGAUUUCUUGAUUUCUAACCCGAUUUCCUGAUUUCGGUGGGUGACCGUUGUCAUAUAGACUGUGGGUUCAAUAAUAAUGACAUUUUUGAGUGAUUUCUGACUUAAAAAUUCACUGAUUUCUCUUGUGAUUUCGGGUUUGAUUUCUGUUGAUUUCUGAGUCUAUUGUACAAGAUUUGAGUGGCUCAGCCGUGUCGGACCCCUCAAUCCUGAUGGAAAUAACUCCCCAUAAAUGACUUUUCGAACCCCCUCAGAAUUUCCCAUCCAUAGGGCCUCUGAGGGGGUGCCAUAUAUUUAAUAAAGCUUUAUAACCUUAUACAAACAUUUGAUAGCAUAUUUUGGGAUAAAUGAACCACAAAGCACAAUUAACAAUAUCAGGGUAAGCCCCUCUAAUAAUGAACCAAGAGUAAUAAAUAUAUGCAGAAUUAGUUAAGCCACUGUACCCAAUUUAUUUGACAGGCUGUAAACUAUGGUGGAGGAUCGAGUGGAUUUGAUCAAAGUUCCACAAGUGCAUGGUUACCAGAUCAUGAUUGUGAUUUCAGGUUCUGCAUUACAUAUGUUAUGAUACUUCAUUUAGGAUAAUUCAUUGUAAAUUAAUUACCAUAUCUAAUCAUUCUAAUGAUCAAUCACAAUGAGUUUUUACUUAUGGAUUUUCUCAUUUUUCUUGGGGGUGGGGGAAAUUGGGGGGAGGGGUAAACGACAGAGUGCCCGAGCAAGCUGCAGCAGGGGUCUGGCUGCACAGUUACUAAUGGGGGUAGGGGGCAAAGCCCCCAGAAAAGUUAGAGAUUUUUGGUCAUAUUUAGUUCGAAAUCUUUAUUUCAAUCACACUACUAUCAUUUAUCCCAAUGAGCAUUAGUUUAACUCUUCAUAAAGGUAAAUACUAUGCAAUCUAUACCAUAGUUCUAUGGCCAUAUAUAGCUUUUAGAAACCUGAAUGGCUGAAUUUCAAAUAUUUUUGAGAUGAGGAGCAUUCCGUGUACUCCCUAGGAAGCUUGCGUUUUUGGCACUCAUAUUUGUGCCCCCAUAAAAUUGAGUGUGAUACAGCGGCCCAUGCCAAGAUUAGAAAUCAAAAUAUAAAAAAUGUCUAAAAAAGAACUAUACAAUACAGUGUGAGUGAAUAAGUAGUGUGCAAGUGUAGAACAAGUAUAGCUCCCAACUUUCCUAUGUGCUAAAGGGACUGAAAAUUAGUAUGGUAUGUUGAGAGAUAAAAGUUCUCACUGGUUACAGUGUUCCUGACUCUUACCUAAACAACCUAAUGUUUUUUUUUAAUAUAAACUUACAGAUUAGUUGGCAGACCUAAAAAGAAUGUUGAUCCCAACCGGCUUAAGGAAAUGGUUGCAUUAGGUUACAAGAUCACCCAGAUGGCUACUCUUCUAGGGGUUUCUCGACCAACUGUCUACAAAUUGAUGGAAGAGCAAGGUAUUAGCCAUAAAGAUCGAUAUUCUAGUAUAUCUGAUAGUGAGCUGGAUGACAAACUGGUUGGAAUAAAAGUAAAUCACCCAAAUGUGGGGGAGGUAAUGACAGCGGGACAUUUGCGAGCGCGAGGCGUUCAUGUGAGACGAGCCGACUUGAGGGCUGCAUUGCACAGAGUUGAUCCUGAUGGCGUUGUGGAGAGACGUCGAUCACGUCUACGACAUCGAGUAUAUGACUGCCCCUGUCCUAACUACGUAUGGCACAUGGACGGAAACCAUAAACUUGUGAGGUGGGGGUUUGUCAUACAUGUUGCAAUAGAUGGGUUUAGCAGAUUAGUGACAUUUGCAGAAACAUCAACUAAUAAUGAAGCAAGAACUGUAUUAAAUCACUUCGUAUCAGCUGUGGAAACUUUUGGUCGGCCUUUACGAGUGCGAACGGACCACGGAGGUGAGAAUACAGACGUGUGGAGAAACAUGGUCGCCGCAAACGGGGAACAGAGUGUGAUUGUGGGAAGCUCAGUUCGGAACCAACGAGUUGAAAGGUUUAAUUUUGAUAUUAAUGCAAAUGUUACCAGACAAUUUGCUGCUAUUUUUCGUGAUCUGGAAUUUGAGGGGUGCUUGAGUGCUGCAAAUGAUACUGACUUGUUUUGCUUACAAUAUGUUUAUACUUCACGUAUUAACAAAGUGCUACACGAGUUUAUUGCUGCACAUAAUCAUCACGUCAUAUCAACAGAAGGUUCAUCCACACCACUUCAACUUUUCCAUGCCUACAGGCACCUCACAGAGCUACAUAGUUCAUUUUUUCACACAGACCCCUAUCCAACACUCAAUGUUCAAGAUCUAUUGAAUAAUUAUGGUUCCCUGCCGCAUGUAGAAGUAAGAACACGAACCUGUCCAUUGUCGGCCGAAAACUUCUUUCAGCUCCAAGAAACAACUGACCCACUGACAGUGUCCUUGGUCAAUGGAAAGGACUUGUACCACCAAGUAGUCGAAUUUGUUGUGACUUGUUUAUUACAAUAAAUGACAUUAUUAACAAUGAAGACUAAAUUUUUUGCCAAUAAACAUUAUUGAUAUUGUUACAGUAAAAUAUUUUACCAGC